Myotis myotis is the source of this 2308-nucleotide messenger RNA. It is a transcript of the gene TRMT10B, whose product is annotated as tRNA methyltransferase 10B. The transcript is spliced from 9 exons. The record is from RefSeq and is a predicted model, not a curated record. Bases 1054 to 2061 code for a protein of 335 amino acids. Gene Ontology annotation, molecular function: tRNA binding. NCBI's taxonomy places the organism in Eukaryota, Metazoa, Chordata, Mammalia, Chiroptera, Vespertilionidae. Gene Ontology annotation, cellular component: nucleus; nucleoplasm. Gene Ontology annotation, biological process: tRNA N1-guanine methylation.
GGAAGGGAGAGGGAGAGAGACAGAAACACAGCUACUGGUUGCCUCCCGUACAUGCCCCAACUGGGGAUCAAACUCACAACCUGGGUAUGUGCCCUGACCAGGAAUUGAACCCAAACCCUUCGGUGCAAAGGACAGUGCUCCAACAAACAGCCACACUGGCCAGGGCAAAAGGGGUUAAUUUCAGUAUUUGAAUUCUAGUGUUUCAUAGGGAAUUGAUAAAAUUCAGAGUUGAUGAAUCAAGAAGUAAUGGUGUAAGCAUGUGAUUUCAGGUUAAGGGGCUAAUCACCAGAACUAAAAAUGCCUGGUUAACAAGAGUUGCCUCUAGAGGUGGAAAGGGUCAGAAUGAGGAUCAUCACUUUUAUCAUAAAAAUCUUUUUACCAUGUGGAUCAUAUUACAUAGAUUUACUUGUUCAAAGGUAACACUUUUUCUAAGUUGGUGGUAGCACAUGGACUCAGGAGCCGCCACGAGCAAGGGUCAUACCAUUCUUUGUGACACCUGUAGACUAGAGAGCAUUUUUACUCAUCUUAGGGAUAUCGAAUACCACUUUGAAACUGUGACAUUCAUUAGGAGUGCUAUUAGAGUGGUUCUCUAUAUUUUUCUUCCUUAGCACUUCGAGGGAUAGUAAACAUUCCCGCUGGUGACUGUGGCUUUCUGGUGCAAUGAUACUGAACUGAGAUGAGGGAAUGAAUAUGUAAUUUGGAAAAACAAAUUUUGAUAGAUCACCAGCAGCAACCUAGAUGGAUCCUUGGUUGGUUUGGGGCCACUCUUUGCCAUAUUUUUUGGCUCACUCUUCAUCCUCCAAGGAUGUCCAGAACUUUGCAUAUACAGUGAGUCACCGAUUGCUGGGAGGUGUCAGGAUUGUGCUUGUGUUCUGAGAGGUGGAUUUGGCUCCCUUACUACUGAAGCGUUUCGGUGCUGACUCAUUUCUCUGGAAGACACACGUACUUUUCAAUAAACCCAUGUUAGUAUUUUACGCACUUCUCCUUCAGUAACACAAUAACGCUGUCUGCCGCUUGGAUGUAGGGGAAUACCUCUGUAAGUGCAAUAAUGUAAUGUCUCACAUAAUUGUGCCUUUUCCAACCUGGGUGAAAGGACAGAGGGCCAAGCACAUGGACUGGAACUCGGAAGGGAGUGCUCAGAAAACAGAGUCACAGGUGCUGCCGGAGCAGGAAGUGAUCCCAGAGGACACAGGUGAAGAUAGUGUCUCUGAAAGCUUCCAGCUUCUACAGAUGGAUGUGGAGUGUGAGCCUCGGGAGAGGGAGACCCUGCCCACGGACAGCGCCACCUGGUGCUCGAAAAAUGUCCAAAGAAAACAGAGACACUGGGAAAAGAUAGUUGCGGCAAAGAAGAGCAAAAGAAAGCAAGAAAAAGAAAGGAGAAAAGCCAAUCGUACAGAAAAUUCAGGCAUCUACCCCCAGCACAGCAAACGUUUUCUGAGAUCCUUAACCAAGGAGAAACUUUUGGAAGCCAAACAUUCAGGACCAAGACUCUGUAUCGAUUUAAGUAUGACCCACCACAUGUCUAAGAAGGAACUAAGCAGGCUGGCUGGACAGAUCCGAAGGUUGUAUGGUUCGAAUAAGAAAGCGGACAGGCCAUUUUGGAUCUGCCUCACUGGAUUCACAACAGACAGUCCCCUGUAUGAAGAGUGUUUGAGGAUGAAUGAUGGCUUUUCUAGUUACCUGCUAGACAUAACAGAAGAAGACUGCUUUAGUAUAUUCCCCCUGGAAACCCUUGUGUACCUGACUCCUGACUCAGAACAUGCUCUUGAAGAUGUUGAUCUAAACACAGUUUACAUCCUUGGUGGACUUGUGGACGAAAGCAUUCAGAAGAAGGUGACAUUUCAAAAGGCCCGAGAACACUCUGUCAAGACAGCCCGCUUGCCAAUCCAGGAAUACAUGGUCAGACGCCAGAAUGAGAAAAACUAUCAUUCAGAGAUAUUGGCCAUCAAUCAAGUAUUUGAUAUCCUGUCCACUUACUUUGAGACUCAAAACUGGCCUGAAGCAUUGAAGAAAGGAGUUUCUUCCAGAAAAGGCUAUGUUCUUCAGAACUCAGUGGAAUGAUGGACAUCCUAAGAGUGCACCUGCAGGAGGUGAAGUUGCUGGAGGGGCCUUGACCAAAGAGGAGAGCAAAGUGGUGAUGGCACAUACUUGCCUUUACUUGACGUCUCGGAUCUUCAUUAGGAUGUUAUUAAUAACAGGGACCAUAUUUUAUGCUCUUUUGUAUCUCCUAUAGUGCCUAGCUCACAGGAAGUGCCCUGUUUAUCUUGACUAAGUAAAAAGUUUACAUAACAAGGAAUUAGCCCUUAAA